Molecule: messenger RNA, 2048 nt
Organism: Schistosoma intercalatum
Lineage: Eukaryota; Metazoa; Platyhelminthes; Trematoda; Strigeidida; Schistosomatidae
Source: the annotation of a GenBank genome assembly
UGUAUUUUAUCAUUGAAAUACUUGAGACGGUGAUAUAUAUACACCCGCCACUUAUUUAAAUAUUAUCGUACAAAUGCAUAAGCUUAACUUACAAUUAAAUUUAUUUUUAAUUUUUACUUUUAGUUUGAUCACCUGGGAAGUUAACUCUGAGUCAACAUCCGAUGGACAAUAUCCAUUAGUGAUGAUCCCCGGAACAGCUGGGUGUCAAGCUUUUGCCGUGCUGAAGAAUGAUCCCAAUCAUAAAGCGCUACCUGUAUGGUUAAAUUUGGAAUUUUUUGCAUUUAUAAAACAUUUUACUGAGUAUUUUAAGUUAGUUAAAUGUCUAUUUUUUGUGUCAUACAAAAUCUGGAAAUUAUAAAACAACUCUAUUCUAGAUUACAGUAUGAUCCAAAAACUGGUCACAGUUAUGAUGCUGAAGGUGUUGACAUUAUUUUUCCAGGAUGGGGUGAAACAUGGUCAAUUGAGAAUCUAGAUGAAAGACCAAAUAUGUUUUCUGAAUAUUUUGGUUCAUUGGUUAAUGCUCUAAGAAAAGAUCCGUUUUAUGUAUCGAAUUUUACAAUGAGAGGCGCACCAUAUGAUUUUAGAAAAGCUCCAAAUGAAAACGGUGAAUUUUUCAAUAAAUUAAAAGCCUUGAUUGAGGAAACUUAUGAAAAUGCAAAACAAAGACCCGUUGUUCUACUACCACAUAGUAUGGGAUGCUUAUUUGCUCAGUGGUUUUUGAAAAAAUGCGAUAUUCCAUGGAAAAAGAAGUAUAUAAAAUCUCUGGUGUUUUCCAGCUGUCCGUUCGGGGGUUCUGUGAAAACAGUGAAGAUUGAAGCUAGUGGUGAUAACUUUGGGGUAUUUCUGCGUAGUCCAUUAAGUUUUCGACACGUUCAACGUUCUAUGCCAUCUCUUCCUUUCUUAUUUCCUGAUUCUCGUUUAUGGCCAUCAUCGGAGCCACUUAUUAUCACACCUACAACAAACUAUAGCUCAGCUGAUUACGAGCGUUUCUUCAAAGAUAUAAAUUACACUAUUGGCUACCAAAUGUGGAAAGAUACUCACUCCCUUGUUGAUGGAUUAGAAAUGCCUACUGGUAUUGAUGAUAUUUAUUGUAUUCAUGGUUCACGUUUAUCCACUACCGAAAAAAUUUCCUAUUCUGCACCCAGUUAUUUUUAUAGUGGUUUCCCAGAUCAAGUACCCUUAUUAAUUCCUGGUGACGGAGAUGGGACAGUCGGCAUACGAAGCUUAGAAUACUGCAAAAAUUGGCCUGGAAUAAAAUAUUACAUAUUACCUGGAGCGGAGCAUGUUCGUAUUCUUAGUGAUGUAAGACAUAUUAACAUUAUUCUCAAAAUUCUUAAUGCAAAUAUAACUCAUGGAUAAACAUCAGAUUUUGAUGUCUGAAGAUAAACUACUGGAUUAAGUGGACGAUAUGUCAAAUGAAGCCCAUAAACUAAAGAAACGUGUCGAAACAAGUAUUAUUAAUAUUGAGCAGCUGUUUUUUGUAUUUUCAGUUAUUUACUGAACAAAAAUAAUGCCAUUUGACAUACUUAAGAAAAUCAAAGUCUUGGUUUGCUGUACUUAUGAUUUUCAUUGUCAAGCUUAGCUCAAUUUCUGAUUAUGUGAUUUAACUGAACUUUAUAGCCAUUGCCUAGUCUAUACCCAGCCUUUUUACUGUAAUAUGAUUAAUUGAGUCCUAUGGAGAAUGGGUGAUUUUCAUCGGAUGAUUCGUACUGUAGCUGUAUAGAAAAUUCUUGGUUUGUUCAACAAUUUGGGGAAAUGAAUUUUCUAUAUGACCAAACUUUAAUUAUUGGUGAAUAGAGACAAUCAGUUUUGUUGAACUAAUUUUCAGGAAAAGUUAGAAUAUUAGUGGUCUAAUUUUUUAUUGAUAAAUGGAUUUUAAAGUAAGUCUAUACUGAACGGUCAUCUAAACACGUUGAACAGUUAAUCUUGUGUUCGGUGAGAAUGAAAGUCAUUUGAUGUAGUAUGUUAACGAGAUAUCACAUAUGAGACGUAUGUACUUGUGUAUUAUUAUUAGUAUUAAGAAUUCAGUGAAGAAAUGUAUACUUUAG